CUCCCGGGUCGCCGUCUCCAUGGUAACGGUAAACAAACCCCGGCCUCGCCGUCUCCACCGCCAGCGCUGUCACCGCCACCACCACCACCGGCAACAUGAUCCCCCCGGCCGACUCGCUGCUCAAGUAUGACACCCCGGUGCUGGUGAGCCGCAACACGGAGAAGAGGAGCGCCAAGGCUCGGCCACUCAAAGGCAGUCCUCAGCAACCCAUGUCUACGGGGCCUGUCCCCGCUCCGCCCAAACCCAAGAGCCCUUCCGCCUCAGUGGACCCAGCCAAGCAGGCAGAGGAAAUCCUGAACUCCAUCCUACCCCCAAGGGAGUGGAUGGAGGACACGCAGCUGUGGAUCCAGCAGGUGUCCAGCACGCCCAGCACGCGGAUGGACGUGAUCCACCUGCAGGAGCAGCUGGACCUGAAGCUGCAGCAGCGCCAGGCUCGCGAGACCGGCAUCUGCCCCGUACGUCGGGAACUCUACUCCCAGUGCUUCGACGAACUGAUCCGGGAGAUCACCAUUAACUGCGCGGAGCGGGGGCUGCUGCUGCUCCGCGUCCGAGACGAGAUCCGCAUGACCAUCGCCGCCUACCAGACCCUGUACGAGAGCAGCGUGGCCUUCGGCAUGAGGAAGGCCCUCCAGUCCGAGCAGGGCAAGUCCGACAUGGAGAAGAAAAUUUCCGAUUUAGAGUCCGAAAAGAGGGACCUGGAAAGGCAGGUGAACGAGCAGAAAGCCAGGUGCGAGGCCACGGAGAAACGGGAGAGCGAGAGGCGCCUGGUGGAGGAGAGGAAGCACGCCGAAGAGAUCCAGUUCCUCAAGCGGACGAACCAACAGCUGAAGGCCCAACUGGAAGGCAUUAUCGCACCCAAGAAGUGAAAAUUUCCACAUGGGCUUCUCUGCAACAACCACACCCUUGAAGACUGUCCCCCGCCCCAUAAUAAUAACAAAAAAUAUCUAGAAGACAUCCUCCCCACCUAGUCAGAACUCAUACCCUUGAUGCCCUCAAAUCUCCCCCGUGCCCGAACACUCAGAAGAACCUGGAGAUUCGGUAGCGGCUAAUAGAAAUCAGCGUUUUCCAUACUUUCCUGAGUGGAAUUCGCUCCGAGUUCUUUUUUUCUGUAGGCCCGGAACAGACGAGGCACCGGACGAGUCAGUCCCAGUUCUGGUUGGGCACCAAAAGGGCCGCUAGUCUCGGAGGCGCGGCUGACGUGCCCCCGCGCCCUCCCUCAAUCCGAUUCCAGGCAGCGCGAGGGUCUCUCCCCACAGCAAUCACUGUUAGCCUUGUGUUUUUAUUAAAUCUUGUUAAAAAAAAAAAUUAAAAAAGCGCAUUUCCCGCCUUCCAGCGUCCCCCGAUCUGGCGUCUUUCACUUCUCACCAAACUGCAAAAGGCAUGACACCUGCCCCCACCAGCUCCUGUGGAAAUUUCCAUCAAGCAAAGCUCCACGGGGCGGCAGGGAAGGGCAGUCGUUGACUAUCAGCUGUUUUGAGGCCCGGGCACCCCACAUCUCAGGCCGACAGGAAACCCAGAUCGCCCAUCCCUUCUUCAACACGGGGUCUUUGCCCGAUUUUCUCCACCUUCCCCUUCCCGGCUGCCCACCUGCUUUGUCUGCUGUGCCACAGAACCCCAAAUCCGAAACCGCGCAGCUGCCUUAGCAAUAAAACCCUAGAUUAUUCUCCUACUGGUAAGACACCUGGAGGUAACUGCCCCCCGCUUAACUAGUUUACAUGACAUGGCGAGUGUGAAGGUAAUUUUUUAGUUUCCAAUAAAAAAUAUUUUGGAGAA
Ornithorhynchus anatinus (platypus) is the source of this 1773-nucleotide messenger RNA. RefSeq names its product dynein axonemal light intermediate chain 1 (gene DNALI1). Gene Ontology annotation, molecular function: dynein heavy chain binding. Bases 96 to 866 code for a protein of 256 amino acids. The record is from RefSeq and is a predicted model, not a curated record. Lineage: Eukaryota; Metazoa; Chordata; Mammalia; Monotremata; Ornithorhynchidae. The transcript has 6 exons. Gene Ontology annotation, cellular component: filopodium; axoneme.